AUGAAUUCUUUGGACGGUAUCGGAAAGAUGAAGCUGUUGUCAAUAACUGAAGAAAGUACAGACGAAGGCCAAAAUGCCGUAUUAGAGAUCGUCUCUUCAAUCAAUACGAGCGCUUUAUUUGAUCAAACCCCAUCUCUCGAAACUUUAAGCAAUGCCGGCCCAAGUACGCAGGAGGCACCUACAACAACCGAUCCUGAGGCUUCCAAGGCCACGCAAAGGAUUCAGUUUGUUAGGAACUUGGCACAGUUGGCUUCUGCCCAAAUCAAUACGGAUCGGUAUCCAUCCGAUUAUCAGAGGCAAUUGGCCAGACGCAGUGCUAUGCACCGAAAACGAAUCAUCGAAGAGAUUGAAAGGACCAAGCCUCCUAGCCCAAAGAAUGACAAGACUGAUGAGAAAUCCGAGCACAGUGCAUGUUGCGAUGAAGUAGGAACUGAAGCUAGGGAUGAUUUUGGUGAUGAAAUGGGUGAAUAUGGCGAAGGAGGCGACGUAUACGAAAUGUAUGGACAGUGGUCCCAGAUACGCAUGCGGUACUUGCAACCAAACCAUGAUGAAGCCGAACCACCAUCAGCAGGAGCUAUCGUCUUAGGAGCUGGUGACGACACAAACGCUGAAGAAAAUUGGGACGAUCUAUAAUAAUUGCAUAACCCAAUUUAUCAAAUAU
Ctenocephalides felis (cat flea) is the source of this 661-nucleotide messenger RNA. RefSeq lists its product as uncharacterized. Bases 1 to 633 code for a protein of 210 amino acids. The record is from RefSeq and is a predicted model, not a curated record. The transcript is spliced from 3 exons. Lineage: Eukaryota; Metazoa; Arthropoda; Insecta; Siphonaptera; Pulicidae.